Messenger RNA from Cynocephalus volans (Philippine flying lemur), 3273 nucleotides. RefSeq names its product chibby 1, beta catenin antagonist (gene CBY1). The coding region runs from base 195 to 578 and encodes 127 amino acids. Lineage: Eukaryota; Metazoa; Chordata; Mammalia; Dermoptera; Cynocephalidae. The transcript is spliced from 5 exons. The record is from RefSeq and is a predicted model, not a curated record.
UGUGCUUGGACCCGGCUUCUGGGAAGCGUCAGGUACGUCUCCGAGCCCGGCAUCGCCGGGCAUCUCCAGGAGAGCGGCGACAGGAGGGCGCGGAGGCCGCGUUCCCCCCAGGCGCGUCGCCGCCGGACUCUGUUUCCUCGAGUGUAAAUUGGGACGGAGAAGGGAGCAUCGGCCUUUUCUUCAUCAGGCCAAAGAUGCCUCUCUUUGGGAAUACGUUCAGUCCAAAGAAGACGCCUCCCCGGAAGUCUGCUUCUCUCUCCAACUUGCAUUCUCUGGAUCGCUCAACCCGGGAGGUGGAGCUGGGCCUUGACUACGGAACCCCCACUAUGAAUCUGGCGGGGCAAAGCCUGAAGUUUGAAAAUGGCCAGUGGAUAGCAGAGACAGGCAUCAGUGGAGGUGUGGACCGGAGGGAGGCUCAGCGCCUGCGCAGGCGGAACCAGCAGCUGGAGGAAGAGAACAACCUGCUGCGGCUGAAAGUGGACGUCCUGCUAGACAUGCUUUCAGAGACCACUGCCGAAUCCCACUUAAUGGAGAAGGAAUUGGAUGAAUUGAAGAGUGUCAGCCGGAGAAGAAAAUGAAGACCCCAAAAGACAUUUAUUAGGAGAGUAGGGAGAAACCCACUGGUCAGGGGAGGAGGAUGUGGCUAAGCAGUCCUUUUUUUUUUUUUUUUUUUUAGCCGAACUAGUGGAUUAGGUCCUGGCAGGGAGUAUCAUGUAAUGGGGCCAACAGGCACUGGCACUCUGGGGCCGGCAGUAGAAGGUGACGUGUAAUGGAGGAAACCAAGAUUUCAGGCCAGGGCAGCAACUAGGAAGUUACUCCAGAUGUACCGCCAAGAGAUGCUAGUCUGUAAGCCAGACGUCAGGGAGGUCUGGGGGCAUGUAAGCCUUUGGGUGUUGUCCAUACAUGUAAGCAUACAAGUGCACAUGGCCCCAAAUCAUCCUAUUAGACAGACACUGUUGGGAGAAGCAGCAACUGGAGUUUAUCUUCUCAUUCCCUUACAUUGGUGUUGGGGACAUGGCACCAGUUCUACAGAGCCCUGUUUUAGGGGCUCUUGAAUGAGUUGCUUUUGGUUCUCUGCCCCUCAGGCCACUCUCUCUCUGCCUUGAAAGAAUACUCAUUCGCCAAAUCGACAGCCUCCUCUGGCUUAGCUUCUCAGCAGCAAGCACCAGCCUUCUAUGGCAACACUAUAUUUUUUGGUUUGUUCCUGUUUACACUACCUUUUUAUUAAAUACUGUUAAAUAGUAACUCUGUCGCCAAAGUGACUGAAAAGAGAAGCAUGAUUUCCUCAAGAAGUAGAUAGAGCCUGGAGUUUAAGCUCCUGUUGCUCCAUCCAAAGACAGAAUUUUAAGGUAUGGGGAAAUAUCACCCUUGCAGGAGAGCAUUCCAGUUUUCCUGCACAUUGGCAAAGGCUGACACAAAACAGAAACAAUCUCUCUCUGCUCAGAUUCCCUUGUCCUGCUUUGGGGAGUUGGGACUGGCCCAGACCUGGCAGGGAUCCAGUAGUUGCGAUGGGAAUUUGCACCUGAGUCAGUGUGGGCUGGACUUCUUUGGCUGGAGGAGAGAAUCCAGCUCCCAAAGUCAAGUGGGAGGGCACUGAGAAUGGGGGCAUGGAUCCCAGGGGUUUAGACUGGGGAUGGCUAUUAUGGUUAGCAGUUUCUGAAUGCCUGUUACAUGCCUGGCACAGGCUCAGUACUUUGUACCUACUGUGUCUCAUUUCCCCCUCAGCUCAGCCCUGUGAAGCAGGGACUGUCAGCAUGCCAUUUGCAGAUAGGAAACAUUCUGGAAGGUUCAGAAACAGGUCUAGGAUCACAUAACAGGAGUGUUGGAGCCUGUCUCGUUCCUGGUAAAAGAGAGGAGCUGGAGGGCUACCUCAAAUGGAGGCUGCUGUUUAUAGCCCAUCCUUGCCAGCAGAGCACUCUAUGGGGGGCUCGAUAGAAGGAGAGCACAAUUUGUAGCUCCAGCCCAUGACCUAACUGCUGAUAUAGGAGAGAACGCUUAAUACAGAAGAAAUUGGAGAAGGAUCCAAAUAUAUGCAGGAUCCAAAUAUAUCUUCAGGUGCAGACACUAGGAGUAACUGGGUUUGCUUAUGCCAAGGCCAGUGUCACUGGCAAUCAUUUAUUGAGCACCCUCAAUGCCGGAGGCCUGUUUCUAAUUCUCAUGACAGUUCUUCAUGUUUGUUUUCAUCAUCCCCAUUUUUUAGUUGAAGAAACCAGCCCAGCAAGGUGACACAGCUGGGAGGGAUGGGGCCGGGACUGAAAGCUUGAGAAUCACGUAGGGUAUAUAUGGUAUCACAGUGAUGUGGACUCCCCCCGCCCGCCCCUCCAGCGCCUUAGUGGGCUGGAGCCAGGGACCCUAAACACCCUGUGGUAUGUGAGGCAGUUCUGCAGUGAAGAAAAAGGACUUUUGAGUGAGCAGAGAAGCAAGCCCUUGGCAAGUGUGGAGCAGAGGAAUGCUAUGAUCCAAGUGGUUUUUAAAAAUCACUCUGGCUGCUCUGUGGUGAGCACAGACUUAAGGGGGCAGGAGUGGGACCAGGCAGGUCUCAGCAGAGGAGAAGAGGUCAGAUUCUAGAUGUGAGUUGAAGGUGCAGCCUACCAGUGUUUGCUGAUAGAUUUGGGGUGUGAGAUAAGUCAAGGAUAAUCCUAUUAAUGAAAGUAUCUAGGAGAAAAGGGGGAAAAAUAACCCAUAUCCCACCACCCCAACCCCAUUUCCUUCAGGGAGAUGUUUUGUUUUUUUCCUUUGAGAUAUCCUAUUCUUUCAAGAUCUUACCAUUUUUAAUCAGAUACAUCCUUCAGGUUCUGGCUAAAAUACCUCCUCAAGGCCUUUGUUAAACAAAUCUACCACUUAUGGGGUACCCAUGUAAACAGUGCUGUCUUCUUGACAUCUCUUGUAGUCACUACAACAAUUUUGUGAAUUUUUGUGCUGGACAUUGGAUUAGGGAAGGACUGUUGCUGAAGAGCUGAAAUAGAAAGCUCUGUGGGCGUGAGAGAGUGAAUGCAGGAUUAGAGGCAAUACUCAGAGGAAAUCUUACAGUUUGAGUCCUAGCAAGGGGAUCCAUAUGCACAAUUGUACAGAUACAGGCUAAUGUGCAUUUUCUGUUUUCUUGUUUUUUGUGGCUGGCCUGUAUGGGGAUCCGAACCUGUGACCUUGGUGUUACUAGCACCACACUCUCCCAAGUAAGCAAAACAGCCAGCCCCUUAUGUGCAUUUUUAAAUGGGAGGGGCUUACAACUUUUAUAAGAAUCUCAAAAGAUCCAUUACCCCCUCCCCCCCCCAU